Triplophysa rosa is the source of this 741-nucleotide messenger RNA. It is a transcript of the gene prop1, whose product is annotated as PROP paired-like homeobox 1. Gene Ontology annotation, biological process: regulation of transcription by RNA polymerase II. NCBI's taxonomy places the organism in Eukaryota, Metazoa, Chordata, Actinopteri, Cypriniformes, Nemacheilidae. Gene Ontology annotation, molecular function: DNA-binding transcription factor activity, RNA polymerase II-specific; RNA polymerase II transcription regulatory region sequence-specific DNA binding. The transcript has 3 exons. The coding region runs from base 1 to 687 and encodes 228 amino acids. The record is from RefSeq and is a predicted model, not a curated record.
AUGGACACUGCCAAACCUCAGCCACAGUUUACUGAAACUUACUCUGAAGUCACAGUCAGUUCAAGCGCAGAUGUUCAGAAUCGUCCAAGGAAAGAUUCAGGGACAUCGGAGAACGACAGGGGUGGAGGUGGACGAGCAAGAACAUACCCCUCGCCGUCCCGUAGACGACACAGAACGACCUUCAGCAGUGAACAACUGGAACAGCUGGAAUUAGUUUUCAGACAGAACCACUAUCCUGAUAUCUACUACAGAGAAGAGCUGGCAAGAGCAACCAAACUCAAUGAGGCUCGCAUUCAGGUCUGGUUCCAGAACCGCCGUGCCAAGCAGCGGAAGCAGGAUCGAAUCACCCAGAAAGCACUGCCAGUUGGCAUGGUGCCGGGACGCAGGCCUCUCUUUGGCAGCGUCUGCGUGUCUUCCUCUGCCGUGGGACGGCAGUACCAGUGCCCUCAUUCCCUGCCACACAUACCUCGAUUCUCCUCAGUGCUGCCCCCUGGAGGAUAUCCAACAUAUCCAUCUGCCAACACUCAUUUCUCCUGUUCUCCUGGCCCUGCUCCACAGGCCAGCAGACAGCCUGAUGACUGGUUCAACCAACUGCGUAACAUAGGACCAUCCACCGGUCUGCCUCCCGCUUCAAUGCUUUCUCUGGCUUCUGUAUCUGGACUGGAAACGACUAGUCACUGGAACUAAAGAGAGUAGAGAGAAGAAAAAGAAAACAGCAGCGGAAAAAAUGAAGAGACCAUU